GUUCAUGCCUCUGAACUUCCUGUCCUCCCUUGAAAUUCCUCCCCUGGCAGCGCCUGACAAACCUGGAACCGAUAGUCAACAUAUAUGUAAAAGUAUGACUAGCUAGCUAACCUUCUUAUCUGAACCAAAAUGGCAUCUUCUCCUUCACCCUCAUCCCAUGACCGCAGCAGACCCGAAGAUGAAAAAGAUCCAGUGGACCAGAUGAUCAGCAGGACUGGCUGCUCUGCACUGCACUAUGCAAUCCAGGAUUGCAUGGCAGAACACCAAGACUGGAGAAAGUGCCAGAAACAGGUUAAGGACUUUAAAGACUGCAUGAUGUCAUUCCAGAAUGCUCGUAAAGAGCAGCUGCUAAGGAAAAGACCUUCAGCCACUGAGUCAGCCUGAAAAAAGCAAAAAAAGGCCUCUGACAGUCUCCAGUUGGGACAUGGAUGAGACAUCAUAUUGUAAAGUCUCAAUGAAUAAAUCUUGGACAGUUCAGCAAUGAUAUUAUUUUAUUCUGUGUCCUCAAAUGGAACUACAGUUAUUCUCUAGAACAAUUCAGAUACCAGCUUGAAUGUUCUAUUGUUGUACCUCAUUAAAAAAAAAAAAACUUUUUAAAAUACUGUUUUAAUAACAGUAGCCCAAUAUAUUUGGUAAUGAGUUGCCUCACUUUUCAAAAAUAAAAUAUAGAUGAUAUACACACUGUUGUUGAGAACAUACAAUAGCUAAUAACCAAAUGAUGUCAGAGCUGCAUUGUUAACACUAAGAAAUAUUAUGUGUGGACCCUAAUGUGAGCUGGGAGAUGCAGGUUUUCUAUGGCCACAGAAAUAGAUAAAAUUAUAUAAAAAGAAGGACUGUCAAACAACAAGAGAGGGAGAGGAUCAGAGCAGCAGUAACCAAAGAGAAGAUCCACAUAACCUCAAAUUUCUAAAUAUCUUAAAAACUAUUCUGCCUAUGCUAUACUUGAGCAGGAAGAUUAACAUAGGUAAAUAGUUUGUGAUGGAGCAGAGUGUGUUUUCCUUGCAUUUGGAAGAAUCGAUAUAAUAAAGCAAUAAAAUGUACACCCUAGCAUGAGACCAGAAGUGCAGGUUUUCAUGUUUUUUGUGUUUUAACAGUAUCACCACUGUUAAAAAACAGCAUUUUUGAUCAAGUAGAGUCACUAACCAGGGCAGUGGCAUUUUUUUAACAGUGUAAUUGCACAACCUUGCUGUCUGGUUAUUACCCACUAUUUGCCAGCAGCAUCUAUGAUUAUUCAGUUUACUGUUUGUGGUACACACAUUCUGAAACGUGGGCCAGGGCUGGCAUAUUAGUUCAGACCUUUGGGCUCUGUUAGCACUGGUCAUUGUUCAGCACUGUGAAUGAAGGUUUUCAUUGAGGAUAAUUUUUGAUCAAGGUUUUUUAAAUGCUGAAGAACUGUUUUUUAGCAAAGCACUAGUCAAGUGAAUUCCUUUUCCAUCAGAUCAAUUGGCUUAGCUCAUAUAUAAGAGUGAGCUUCUUUUUAGAAUACAUCCCUUUUAAAUGUUUGAAAAGGCAGCCACUGUAAUUAAUGAAAAUAUUAAUAAAAAAAAGUUGUUUCAACUUA
Molecule: messenger RNA, 1561 nt
Organism: Pygocentrus nattereri (red-bellied piranha)
Lineage: Eukaryota; Metazoa; Chordata; Actinopteri; Characiformes; Serrasalmidae
Gene: coa4
Product: cytochrome c oxidase assembly factor 4 homolog, mitochondrial
Exons: 2
Coding region: 130-384 (84 amino acids)
Biological process (GO): mitochondrial respiratory chain complex IV assembly
Cellular component (GO): mitochondrial intermembrane space
Source: RefSeq, a predicted model, not a curated record